UAAAUAAGUGCUACAGUCGCAGUAAGUGAAAACAAAUCCUCUCUGACACCGCCCCAGCGCCCCUCCCCCGCCGCCGCAGCUCAUGGGCCUCUCCGCAGAGCGCGCGUCCGUGGGGAUAACCGGCGGAAAACGAGAGACGCGGGCACAGCCGCAGACUAGGCGCGGGGGGCACCGGGAUGGCCGAGCCUGGGACGCUGGGACCUUCGACCGCCGCGGGGCCGCGGGGCGAUGGGGCUGGCGGAGGCAUCUCCCGCCCUCCCGGGCCGCGCGGCUCCCGGCGCAUUCCUGCAGCCUCCUCCCGCGCGCCGCGCUCCCUCCCCCGGACAGCUGAUUCAUUGGCUCGGCCGCCCAGACUGCCUGGCGCCGGCCGCGUGACGUCACCCAUUCACGGAGCCCGCCUCCCCCCCUUCGCUGGCGCCGGCCGGGCGGUCGCCCUGACAACGCAGACGCCAGCCCGCAGAAUGACUUCCAGCUGGAGCAGCCCAGCCAGCCUGCGCGCUCACUCGCUUGCCUGCGCCGGGCUUCACAGCGCGGGGAUUUCUUGCUUCAAAACAGCUGCACUUUUGGAAGAAAGUCCACAACUGACAACUAAGCAAAACCCUCCUGGUGGAUAGCAUAAAUCUGCUUUGUUGAAGCUGCUCAUCUGUCUGAUCUAUGAGUCCAGAAGAUGCAAACUCCCUUCCCAGCUUAUGCAAAAAUACUUCCAGUAAAAACAAGCCCUUUGGCCCUUUUCUGCUGUCAGUCCAGAUUUCAGCAUGUUCUUCGCUUUGUUUUUCAUCAUUUUAUGUAUUUGGACCCAUCCUCAAACAGACUUUAAACCCUUUAAAGGCAAGGAAGGACUCUUUCCUAAACCUUUAAUCCCCUGGCCCAGCUGAGUAGAUGCACAGUGUCUUAUGAUGAUGGUGAUAUAGAAUGAUUAAUAACCACACAAAGCAUUUGGUGGGUCAAGUCACUGUUUAUUGGCUCAAAAUAAUCCUUGGCUUCUAUAUGUCUACAACUCACUUCCUAAACAGUUAAAUCCAGAGAGUCUACUAGAUUAUAGCUGGUGAUCAUUAAUAUAAAUAACGAAUACAUUAGAAUAUGUAGUCAAAAUACGAAUACUUGCUUUUCACAUGUUUCCCAAGGAUCACUGCUGGUGUUAGUCAACACAAUAAAAUAAAAAAUUUGAACUCAUUUUGUUACUCAUCUAAAAUGAGAAACUCGGUGAAACAUUGAUUUUCUAAAAUUGCUGCAUGUUUAAGUGUGAUUGUAAUUGCUCUUUAGCAUUUUAAAAUUAUAACAUCGAUACCAAAUG
Molecule: messenger RNA, 1294 nt
Organism: Macaca mulatta (Rhesus monkey)
Lineage: Eukaryota; Metazoa; Chordata; Mammalia; Primates; Cercopithecidae
Source: RefSeq, a predicted model, not a curated record